Messenger RNA from Lytechinus pictus (painted urchin), 3132 nucleotides. RefSeq names its product cationic amino acid transporter 4-like. Gene Ontology annotation, biological process: transmembrane transport; amino acid transport. Gene Ontology annotation, cellular component: plasma membrane. Gene Ontology annotation, molecular function: amino acid transmembrane transporter activity. Lineage: Eukaryota; Metazoa; Echinodermata; Echinoidea; Temnopleuroida; Toxopneustidae. Bases 457 to 2352 code for a protein of 631 amino acids. The record is from RefSeq and is a predicted model, not a curated record. The transcript is spliced from 4 exons.
AGUUAUAUUCACAUCCAGGGGAGCGUUUCAUGAAAGGAUUUCAUCCGACAAGUCCUGUUUUAUCCGACAGUUACCAUAGCAACAGUACCUCUCAGCCAAUCAGAAUCGGGGAAAGUUGUCAGUUCUGACAACUUGUCGGACAUAAAUGUUGAUGAAACACUCCCCAGGGCACCCAUUAUAGGACUUUGACAGCGAAUAAAGGCGUACCAUGCAUGGUGACUUGCUCCACACAAUUUCCUACGUCAAAUCUUCAUCCUGCCCGCGAUCAGUCGAAGGAACUCAACGGAAAGAAAUUUUUGAGAUUCGUUGUUCGGGACAGCAUUUCUUUGGAUGAUUCGCCAAUACCGCUAGCCGCCUUACGAAUUAGAAAGUUGCCCACUAUAUGGAGAUUCGUAAGACUCAUCAUCGAUAAAUAUUUGUAAGUCUAACUCAUUUGCGUGCAGACCUGUAUCCGGAAUGACUUUCUGCAGAGACCUUUUAUCUAGGAUCAGUCAAAGGAAACCGCUUGGUAGCGACAAGGAGCUCUUUGAGACGCCUUUGAGACGGUCCCUGAACACCUUUCAGCUCUGUAUCAUGGGCAUGGGAGCCAUGUUUGGUUCUGGUCUCUACGUCCUCACCGGCGUCGAGGUGAAAGAAGUCACCGGACCUGCCAUCAUAAUAUCCUACGCAAUAGCUUUGGUUGCUGCCAUGCUGUCCGCAAUCUGCUACGUGGAGUUUGCUUGCAGAAUCCCAAGGACAGGGUCGGCGUACACUUUCGCUUACAUCUCUCUUGGAGAACUGUGGGCUUUUGUUAUAGGGUGGGACUUGAUUCUUGAGUACGUUAUCACCGCUGCAGCGUUGGCCUCAUCUAUCACAGGAUACCUGGACAACUUGACUGGGUAUGCCUUCAGAAACUUCACCGUAAACGUCUUGAUGGAGGGUCAAACGUGGGAUAUUCCAUAUCUUGCACCUUAUCCUAAUAUAUUCGCUUGCGUUGCGGUUGUUCUGGUGGCUAUCGUAAUUAUAACUGGAGCGAAGAUAUCUUCAUGGGUCACAACAGUUUGCAUGACUAUCAACAUUGGUGUCAUUGCCGUGAUAGUUGUAACGGGUUUCGCUAAAGCCGAUAUCAACAACUGGGAGGACAAUGGUGGUUUUGUGCCAAAUGGAACUUCCAGCAUCAUAGCAGGAGCAGCCACGCUCUUUUUUUCCUUCGUCGGGUUCGAUGCCAUAGCAAUGGCAAACGAAGAGACCAUGAAUCCACGGAAAAGUAUUCCAAGGGCUACAUUCUUAGCUAUCCUUGUCACCGGCACCUGCUACAUUCUUGCGUCAGCUGUCCUAACCCUAUUGGUGCCCUAUACAGAAUUGGACGAACAGUCGGCAUUCGCCAGCGCCUUUCAAGCCCGUGGGAUAGAGUGGGCGAGGUGGCUAGUAAGUGUAGGUGCAAUUUGCGCCAUGUUUUCAGCCCUAGCCAUGAAUCUCUACUGCAUCCCUAGAACUUUAUACGCCAUUUCUUCGGACGGGCUGCUCUUCAGUUGCUUGAGCAUUAUCAACAGCUACACGCACGUCCCCGUGUAUGCCACUCUUCUUGCAAUGUUUUUUGCCACCAUACCGGCAACUUUUGUUCCUCUCGUAGAACUAGUGGAGUUUAUCUCAAUUGGAGUGUUAGUAGGGUAUGCCUUCGUAGCAGGUGCAAUCAUCUUUCUCCGAUACGGACCAGAAGACUUGAGGGCAAGUACCAUGGAUGGGGUGGAAUUGUCAUCCCUAGGACAAGCUCCAACCAAUAGCAACAGCGGACCAGCCAAUGAUAGCACCGCUCUCCUGGACACCACGUCCAUACAAACUCCUGGAACUCUGAAGCAUCAGUUUCGUUCAACCCCUCUACUACGCGAGCUCCUACGAUUCGAGUCAGGGGUAGCUGUUAAGGCCAGUCUACUCUUCUCGAUUCUAUUUCUGUUUGGUAGCAUUGCCGUAAUAGAACAUGCUUCCCUGGAGAUUGCAAAAGGAGAAUGGUGGGCGAUUAUUUUACUCCUCCUUUUUGGCGUAUGUGCACUCGGGACUUUCCUCAUCAUCACGCUUCACUAUCAGAAUGAAGAUACAAAACAGUACUACAGGGUUCCUCUGGUCCCUUGGUUGCCGUGGCUCAGUAUUGUGUGCAAUGUUGUUCUCAUGCUCAAACUCAGAAAGGUCACUUGGCUUCGGUAUCUGGUCUGGCUCGUAGCUGGAUUGACCAUCUACGCGUCCUACGGCUACCGUCACAGCAAAGUUGGGAUGGAUCGUCAGCAAAAUGAACCCUCGGGAGAGAGUUGUACUGAUGAGGUUCAUGCCGACAAUAGCGCCACCUAUGGUAGUACUGAGCAAAAUGACGAACGCUGACAACGUUUGUGAGACAGGAGAAGUUCCCGAACGACAGGAAAACUUUACGAUUGGUCGAGAUUUCAACCCGCUUUCCAAGUUAUACAGCAGUGUGCCUAGCUAUGGCCUAUCGACGUCCUUUGGGAAGGUAUUAUAUGGGGAAGUUCACCCUGACCAAAAGUUUAUUGUAGAAAUAGGAGAAAAAUAAUAAUAAUAAAUAGUGGUCAAGGUUUGAGGAAAAUCCAUCAAAGAUUAAAAGUGUCAUAAUUCUAAUUUCUUCAUUUGUGAUGGCACACGCGAGCAGGUUCACAGUCACGUAUCGUGAUUUUUUAAAAUCAUUUAUAUAUAAUUUUCUCGAAAGAAAUGAGAAUGGUUUCUAAUGGUUUUUUAACUUAUUUCAAAAUCAAAUUCAUUUUUUUACAUCUAAUAAAGAAGAAGAUACAAUACAUCGAGACGAAAUCAAUUCCAUAAUAAAGGAAAAAAAAACAAUUUCGAUUGUAAAAGAAAAUCGACAAAAAAACAAUAGGUAAUGAACGGGAUUUGAGGGAGUAGAAAAAAAGCGUUGGCCUAUCAUGGCUACUCCUUUCUUUAUAAUUAUUACUAAUAUUACAAGAAAAUCCAAUUAUUUGGAUUGUAAGAAUCAUAAAAAUUUCAAAUUCAACCAAUUCAGCAAAGAAGUAAAGAAUUUGAAUAAACAAAAUAAAAAAUAUCAUAAAACAUACAACAUGCAAGCUUAUUCAUCGAGAAACUUGAGAAGGGUCAUUUUUCCAAAUGUAUGAUUUAAAUUGUAUUUGAAAUAAG